Messenger RNA from Cryptomeria japonica (Japanese cedar), 1641 nucleotides. RefSeq lists its product as uncharacterized. The coding region runs from base 1 to 1641 and encodes 546 amino acids. Lineage: Eukaryota; Viridiplantae; Streptophyta; Pinopsida; Cupressales; Cupressaceae. The record is from RefSeq and is a predicted model, not a curated record. The transcript is spliced from 4 exons.
AUGCGACAUCGUGCACAAAACUCAUCUGCAGUGUUUGUCAAAAAGAGCUUGCAAGAGAUGCCAAUCACAAUCAAUGAGUUACGAGAACAUAUGGAAAAUAUACCACACUCACAUCUAGCUGAUCGUUUGAUGCGUUUUGGCACAACACUAAGGGGUACAAGGUCUUAUUGGGCAAAAUGUCGAGCUGAAUUAUUUGACCUCUUGCAUCAAAUUGGUACACCAACAAUUUUCUUUACUUUGAGUGCAGCAGAUAUGUACUGGCCAGAUUUGCAUGCAUUAAUGCCAGGGACACAACCAACUAAUCCACAAGAAGCACAAAAAUGGAGGCGUCAAAAUAUUAUUGACUACCCACAUAUUGUGGCAUAUUACAUGCACCUACGCUAUACAAUGUUUAGAAAGGAAAUACUGCAAAAGGGAAUGAAGGCAAAAGAUUAUUGGUCAAGAUAUGAAUGGCAACAUAGAGGAUCACCACAUGUGCAUGGAUUCAUAUGGUUAGAGGAAGCACCUAACAUAGACAAUCUUGAUUGGAAAAAUCAUGAUGAAGUAAAACAUGCUAAAAAAUACUUUGAUUCUAUUAUCCACGCAUGGAAUCCACGAGGGGAUCCACAUCAACGAAACAUACAGGUCUUACAAAAUUUUACACAACAUCCAUGCCUUCGAAAUACACAACAACUAAACCAAAUUGACUUAGCACGUGACUAUGAAGAGUUGCUCAAUUGUGUUGAACGCCAUACAAUGUACAAUGCACCAUGGCCAUUACACCUAGAUGGAUCAAAAUUAUUUGAAGACCCAGCCACAGGAGAUAAAGUGUAUGAACCUGCAAGAAAUGAUGAUAGAGUAAACACGCAUAAUCGUAACAUACUUCAGUUAUGGAGAGCAAAUGUAGAUUGGCAACCAGUUCUUUCAAGACAUGCUGUAAUGAAUUAUAUUGCAAAGUAUGCGGCAAAAGCAGAAAAGAGUUCAGAAAGUUAUCAUCAAAUGUUAAUGCGACUUGCAAAUAUAGAAAAUCCUGAUGAAGCAGCAUCAAGGGCAUAUAGGAGACUUCUAACAGAAACACUCAUUGAGAGGGACAUUGGAGCACAAGAAACAUGUCAUAUGUUACUAGAGUUACCAUUGGUAGAAAGUAGUAGAGUUUUUGUUACUUUAAAUGUUUCAAGAGAGGUGUUCAAGCCAGUAAUAACAAAUGAAGAAAAUGAUGAUGAAUGUCACCUAAAACAUUUCAUUGAAGGAUACAUGGAUAGACCAUAUGCAAUGGAAAGUGUCACACUUAUAGAUGCAGCUAGAUCAUGGACUUAUAAUUCCAAGAGAAAAAGAGAUAACAAAUGGGAAGCAAGGACUAUAGCAGCUAUUGUGAGGGUGUUUCCAAGAUUUACCACCGUACCUACACGUCAAUCAGAAAAAUGGGUUGAUUUUUGUUGGUCAGAGUUAUUGUUGUACAAGCCAUUUCAAAUAGAUAUGUUGGGAAGAAGAGAUAUUGAUAAACAAAAUCCAUGGAGUGCAGAAUAUCAAGGAGAUGAUUACACAAAUAUAGCAAUAAAUUUUAUCAACACUAUGAAAGAGAAUGGCUUAUUAAUACCUGAUGAUAUGAUGUCAAGUAUAUCAUAUGGAACUUUAGGUGCUAAGCAAAAAAAAAGCACUUGA